CUCGUCAUCUGCCCGGCCCUCUAUCUUCUUACCAUCCAGAUUGUCAUCCGCGUGACCAAGAGUUGGCCCCGGCUCGAACUCAAAACAUUCAAGGUCAUUUACAACGCCGUCAUGAGCUUGUUCUCCGCCUGGAUGUGCGUGGGAAUCACCUCCACCCUCUGGCGCAACCUGCAUGCCAACAGUUACGAUGCGACCUUGCUGGCCUGCGAUCGCGAGUGGACGCUGCGUCAAGGCAUGGAGUACUGGUUCUGGUGGUUUCAUGCCUCCAAGUACAUUGAGAUGAUCGACACGGUCCUCCUUGUCCUCGCUAAAAAGCAUGAGCAGGGCCUGCCCGUGGCCUGGUACCUUCAGCUAUACCAUCAUGCCAUUACUCCCUCAAUCGGUUGGCACGCCUGGUUUUUGCCCGUCGACUCAAGCUUCAUGGGCGUCAUCACCAACACCUUUGUCCACGUGGUCAUGUAUGCAUACUUUGCCGUGGCUGUGCGGGUGCCCGCUAUCCGCAAGUAUGGUCGCUUUGUCACCAUGCUGCAGCUGGCCCAGUUUGCCUUUUGCAUCUUCUAUGCCUUUGUGGCGGCCUACGGCGUCUUUUACUGCCACAGCAGCUUCUUUUCCUGGUGCUGGAUUCAGGCUGUCUACAUGUCAAUGCUCAUCUUCUUCGUGCUUUUUGACCGAGCCAAGCGCGCACACGCCAAGAGCGCUGCCAAGGCGGACAAGGCCCAAUAACCGAGCUGCCGUUGUUUUCCCUGAUACUGUUGAUGCUUAGAAGAGAAGCAUCUGGUUCUGUUGUGUUUUGUCCCUAUCGAGUCGUUCAGAGUGCCCAUGUGCCCUGGUCCACACACACGCUUUCCGAUGCCUUGGUGUGUGUUCCGGUCCAAUUUAUAUUAACGUG
This is a messenger RNA of Monosiga brevicollis MX1, 889 nucleotides long. RefSeq lists its product as uncharacterized. The record is from RefSeq and is a predicted model, not a curated record. The transcript has 7 exons. Gene Ontology annotation, molecular function: fatty acid elongase activity. The coding region runs from base 112 to 723 and encodes 203 amino acids. Gene Ontology annotation, cellular component: endoplasmic reticulum membrane. Lineage: Eukaryota; Choanoflagellata; Craspedida; Salpingoecidae. Gene Ontology annotation, biological process: fatty acid elongation, polyunsaturated fatty acid; fatty acid elongation, saturated fatty acid; very long-chain fatty acid biosynthetic process.